ACGCCAAGCACCCUUGACAGAGGUCUCCCAAAUCUAACGCCCGAAAGCCGGUCUACGCGCGAGGAGAACCGAUCCUGCAGUCAUGACGUCUAUGGCGGCCAAUGGGGCGAUGAAGCUUGGCGAGCUGCCGGCGCUGGAGGACGUUCCCCCGAGCGAACGCAUGCGACUGUUCCGCCAGAAGCUCAAGCUCUGCUGCGUGCUGUACGACUUCACCGACAUGCGCAAGCAGGUGCGCGAAAAGGAGGCCAAGCGCAACGCGCUGUUGCAGAUCGUCGAGUACAUUUCGGCAGGCAAAGUGGCCUGGGACCCCUCGGUAGUGGCCGAUCUGCUCGAAUGUGUGGGCGCUAAUAUCUUCCGUCACUUGGGGCGCAGCUCCAACCCCUCAACGAUUAACGCCAAUGGCAACGCAGAAGCUGCACCGGAGGAUGACGAGCCUAUGCUGGAGCCGUCGUGGCCCCAUAUGCAGCUGGUGUACGAAAUCUUGCUACGUUUCGUGCUGUCCAAAGAGGUAGACUCCAGGACGGCCAAGGAAUACUUCAGCAAGAAGUUUAUGAUCAAACUGCUGAAUUUGUUUGACUCGGAAGAUCCUAGAGAGAGGGACUACCUAAAGACUAUUCUCCACCGCAUCUACGGCAAGUCGAUGGCGCUGCGUUCGUUCAUCCGCCGCUCGAUCAAUGACAUGUUUUACACGUUCGUGUACGAGACGGAAUCGCUGCAGGGCGUGGGUGAGCUACUGGAAAUCCUAGGAAGUAUCAUCAAUGGUUUUGCUCUGCCACUUAAACCCGAGCACCAGAAUUUCCUAGAGCGCGCGCUAAUCCCGCUUCACACGGCAGGAAAUCUCGCCAUGUUCCACCAGCAACUAGCCUACUGCACCACGCAAUUCGUCGAAAAGGACCCGCAGACCGCCGAGCCAAUUAUCAUGGGGCUACUCAAGUACUGGCCGGUGACUGCAAGCGCCAAAGAGGUACCGACUGCACUGGUGUGCUUGUUUCCAACCCCAGUGAUUAAUUGCGACGUUUUCUUUGCUGAUGAUGCAGAUUUUGUUCCUGAACGAGCUCGAGGAGAUCAUCGAGAUGAUCCAGAUGGAGCAGUUCGCGGCGGUAAUGCGGCCUUUGUUCCUGCGGAUAUCGCAGGCCGUGUGCAGCAGCCACUUCCAGGUCUCUCAACGCGCCUUAUAUUUAUGGAAUAACGAGGCACUGGUGCGGCUCGUGAGCGCGCGACGUGCUGAGAUCUUGCCGCUGAUCUUUGGAGCGCUGUACCGCAACUGCGAGAACCACUGGCACAGCACCGUGCAGACGUUAACGUACAAUGUGCUUAAGCUCUUCAUGGAAAUGGACUCGCAGCUCUUUGACCAAUGCUCGGCGCAGUUCGAGGAGCGCGAAGGAAGAGCGCAGCAGACGACGGAACAGCGUCAGCUCAAGUGGGCAGCCUUAGAACACCGCUUGCAGGCGCAAGGACCGAUGUGACAGAAGCGCGAGGGUCUCGUCGCUACUAUCGAUGACAAGUACACAAAUAACGCGAGAUAGUCACACCCGACUGCGCAUUGCGAAGGGAAAGUUGAAGCGAGCGAAAGGAUUCUGUUCGAUCCGCAAAUGGCCGGCACCCCAGACCGGCUUACACGUAGAUAGGCAGCGGAGACGGAUGCCCACUUGCAAGCCACUGCAAUCUUUGCCGUUGUCGUGAGCGCUGCGUUUUACAUGUUUCUCUUUUGCCUUUAUUGCAUUCUUGGGUUCGGCUGGGAAUCACAUCGAACUCCGUUGUUUCUUAUUGUAAUGCCAUGAUAAUGUUAAGCGAGUUAUUGCUGCUAGUGCGUGGAAAGCUG
This is a messenger RNA of Phytophthora nicotianae INRA-310, 1822 nucleotides long. RefSeq lists its product as hypothetical. Gene Ontology annotation, molecular function: protein phosphatase regulator activity. Gene Ontology annotation, biological process: signal transduction. NCBI's taxonomy places the organism in Eukaryota, Oomycota, Peronosporomycetes, Peronosporales, Peronosporaceae. The record is from RefSeq and is a predicted model, not a curated record. The transcript has 6 exons. Bases 83 to 1189 code for a protein of 368 amino acids. Gene Ontology annotation, cellular component: protein phosphatase type 2A complex.